AGUGCCUGCGUCGCUCGCGGAAGAGGCGCGGCUCCGGCGAGAGGGCGGGUCGUAAGUCGGAUGCUUUGUUUGUCGGCCGGGCCGGGCUGGGCUGGGCUGUGGUGAAGAGGUUGACGGGGUGACUGACUGACUGACUUCAGAGCGGAUGCUGGUGGAGGGAGCGAUGGACGAAGACAUAUUAACCACCCUCAAGAUCUUGAUCAUUGGCGAGAGCGGCGUCGGCAAGUCCAGCUUACUGCUACGGUUUACAGAUGAUACCUUUGACCCAGAGCUUGCUGCGACAAUUGGUGUUGAUUUCAAAGUGAAAACAAUUGCUGUAGAUGGAAAUAAAGCAAAACUUGCCAUAUGGGAUACUGCUGGACAGGAGCGAUUCAGGACCUUGACACCCAGUUAUUAUCGUGGAGCGCAAGGUGUUAUCCUGGUGUAUGAUGUGACCCGAAGAGAGACCUUUAUAAGACUAGAAAAUUGGUUGAGUGAACUAGAGACCUAUUGCACAAGGAAUGAUAUUGUGAAGAUGUUAGUUGGAAACAAAAUUGAUAAAGACAAUCGUGAAGUGGACCGGAAUGAAGGAUUGAAGUUUGCCAGGAAACAUUCCAUGUUAUUCAUAGAAUCAAGUGCAAAGACGCGUGAUGGUGUACAGUGUGCAUUUGAAGAACUUGUUGAAAAGAUUAUUCAGACACCUGGCUUAUGGGAAAGUGAAAGUCAAAAUAGUAAACUACGGCUAUCGGACUCGCCUAAUGCCAGUGGAAGUUCUUGUGGUGGAUAUUGCUCAGUACCGUAAGACUCUUGAUGCAGCAGCUUCUUGCCAAUAUUAAAUAAUUGGUGAAUCAUUUGUAUAAAUUCUAGAGUUGACAUUGCAGUUUGCACACUUUUGUUCAUGUUGUAUAAAACCAUCCCUGAAAUUCACCAACGCUAGGUCAGUUGUAGACAUGCAGAAAUUUGAAAUCUACAAUCGGUACAAUCAAAAAACAUUUCUCAGUGGCAAACCACAUUGUAAUUUGAAAAUAACAUUUAAAAGCACACAUCAACGAGGGUUAAAGUUCAUGUGUUCACGUUUAUACAAGCUAGGUUCAUCUUGAAACAGUCUAUCCACUCGUCUCAAGAUGUUUUUUCGUGUAUUUUCACACUUCAGUGCUGAACCACAUUACUGUCUCCCUGAAACCAGUCUCAAAUAUUUAAUAUGGUUUGCAAAUUCUGGUAUGGUUUAAGAUAACUAUAUUUUCACUGCUGUUAGUCUAGCUGACUAAACAUAACUGCAAGAGAGGAGUAAAUUUGUAUCAGAUGUUAAAAUAUAAUCGUUUCUUCGUAACUUCUGUUUCGCAUUGUUUUUAGUAAAAUUCUGCUUAGUUUUUUCACCGCAGCAGAAUUUUUAAAUCUGUCUUAUCCACAGUUGUGUUAAACAGAUGUGCCCCAAGAAAGAUAAGUGGCAUGUAACUCUUAAGUUGUUGAAAACAUGUGAUUUUUAAAGCCUACAGUAUUGACACGAAUAAUUAGACCUCCUGUAAAAAUCAAUUUCAUAACAACCAAAAGAUUUGAAUCUUUUGAAAAUGGUUUGCCUUAGUUAAUGGGUAAUCUUUGCAUUUAACUGAAUACUUAAAUAUUCUUCUAAAAUUCUAGCUUUAAAUUACCCUGUAUGUCAACGUUUCUGUUCAAUCUUACUCAUAUAGACUCCAUUAUUAUAUAUUCACAUGUUUCAGAGUAUUGUGCAAGGUACAUUUUCAUAUAAUCUACAGUUUUUCUUUCAAGUGGUAAUUCUGAAAUUUUUUUAAGAAAUAUAGAUCUAUGGUUGAAUAUGAAUUGUAGAGAGUGAGGUGUUAAAGUUGAGUCAAGCACUAAAAUGUAAAGUCUGUUAUUACUGUAUGCUUUCAGUGUUUAUUUAUUAUUUUAUCUUAUGCAUAUUUGAUGAGAUUAUCAUAAACAUGACAUUAAAGAAGUAAUCGAAGUGCAGUUUAAUUUUUCCUCUUUUUUUUUUAAUGAGUUGCACGACUCUGAUUUUUUGGGGGAAACAACAUUUGGUAUCUAAAUAGGAUUCUAAACAAGGCGAAAUACUUUGGAUUGAGCAAGUUGAUAUUUAAAAAAAAUGUAAUUAUAUUGUGCCUUUAAAGUAUAAAAAUGUGCCAAAGUGUUUCACAGUGGCAUAUCUGUUACAUAUGCAAUUGUUGACUCAGUGUGCAGGACACAAGUGAUGCUUUAGGUUUGAACAACACUCUGACCUUGCUUGGCAUCCCAUAUGAAUAUUAGUCCGAAUAUUUCAAAAGGUUAGACAAAUAAUUUGGUGCUCUCCUCUGGCGUCUUUCCCUUCAAAAGAGAGGGAGACUGGAGAAGAUUGCUGAACAAGGAAAAUAAUAUCCUAGUAGGGUGCUGGCUAUAUUUUAAAGACACUAAAUUAUCUGUUUAAUUAUGACUUCAAUUAGUUAUAUAGAACUCUAAAGAUUGGGGAAUGUGAAUGAAAAAUGAAAAUGGUGUAAAUUGCAUUGUGCAAAUAUAGUCAGAAGAUAAUUUGCAUAAAUAUUUUACAGUUUUACUGCAAUGAUAGCAUAAGGUAUUACAUUAAAAUAUAUACUGUACAUAAAUAAAAAUUCCACAAGUCUUCUCCAGGA
Messenger RNA from Amblyraja radiata (thorny skate), 2600 nucleotides. RefSeq names its product ras-related protein Rab-18-B. Bases 146 to 781 code for a protein of 211 amino acids. Gene Ontology annotation, molecular function: GTPase activity; GTP binding. The record is from RefSeq and is a predicted model, not a curated record. Lineage: Eukaryota; Metazoa; Chordata; Chondrichthyes; Rajiformes; Rajidae. The transcript has 7 exons.